Molecule: messenger RNA, 825 nt
Organism: Microthlaspi erraticum
Lineage: Eukaryota; Viridiplantae; Streptophyta; Magnoliopsida; Brassicales; Brassicaceae
Source: the annotation of a GenBank genome assembly
AUGCACCGAGGACAGAGACCGAUCUGUCAUACUGAAAAGUCGAUCCGCCUUGCUAAAAGGCCGAUCUACUCGCCGAGGAAGAGCAAGAGCCUGCCGCCUCCUCCCGCAAGAAGCCGUCGUACGAAGAAAACCUCUUCGACCGACAAGUUCCUUGAAGCCGUAAGGAUGGUCCUCAUACCACUAACCGAGAGCUUCGAGUUGAUGCAAGCUCAGCAGAAGAAGACCCAUGAGCAAGUCGAUACCCUGAUCCGAGAAGACGACGAAGAACCGUUAGAUCCCACUGCCGCGACGUCUAACGGAACCACAAACCGUCCAGCAGGAGUUGGCGAACGAGCAGCCCUGGAGCUCGACAAAUCAACCGUCGUCUUGACGAGUUUGACUCCAAAGAUCCGCCAGAUCCACCUGCACGACAGAAUUCGACUCAAGAUCGAUUCAUACACCGGCAAAGAAGAUCCCAAAAAGUGGUUGACAGCAUUCAACCUCGCCAUGACAAGAGAGAAGUACAACUCUCUUGACGAGAAGGAGGCCAACUACUUCCAAGUGUUCAUAGAGCACAUGACGAAGGAAGCCGUAGUUUGGUUCUCCAACCUGUCUGCCGAGUCGAUCGACAACUUCGACGACUUGACCAACGCUUUCUUAAAGCAUUAUUCCAUGCAUAUGACCCGAGUCACUCAGAACAUGUUUACCAUGACGCAAACUCAAGGGGAAUCUCUGCGUCUGUUCAUGGAAAAGUUCAAGCAAACACUAAGACCCCCCCCUCCCCUCCACAACCUUGGAGGACGCGUCCCAUCGGUCCUAGAGAUACAUCUUCCUCAAGGAGGAUAA